CGCUUGAUAAAAAUAUUUCAAUUCUGUCAUUGAUGUUAAUUUAUUCUUGUAUAAGGUACUUUAACCUACUUCCCCCUUCAAUAACCUUGCCUUUUAAGCACUGAUCAUUCCUUAGUUUAGUUGUAUAUCUCUUUGCUUGAUCUCUUAUAUUGGUAGACAUCUUUGCUUCGCGUCCUUCGAACGAGCUUUCUCCUCCGAACCCAUCUAGCAAAUUUGAUCCAUACAUACAACCAGUUCUGGCAUGCUUGAAUGUCCACAGAGCGGGAAAGAUUUUACGACAUAGGAAAAAAGAUCAAAAGAGAGACAGAUGCAUCUUCUCAAAUGGGAAGGAGACAUUUAUUUGGUCCUUCUGGGACCUUGAACACUCUCACACCAUGUGCUGCAUGUAAGCUCUUGAGAAGAAGGUGUGCUGAAGAAUGCCCUUUCUCCCCAUAUUUCUCUCCGCAUGAACCCCAAAAAUUUGCGGCUGUUCACAGAGUCUUUGGUGCAAGCAACGUCUCCAAGAUGCUAAUGGAGGUGCCAGAGAGUCAAAGAGCCGAUGCAGCAAACAGUCUGGUUUAUGAAGCAAACUUGAGGCUGAGAGACCCGGUAUAUGGGUGCAUGGGUGCAAUUUCAGCUUUGCAACAACAGAUUCAAACUUUGCAAGCAGAACUUAAUGCAGUAAGGGCCGAGAUGUUGCAACACAAAUUUAGUAACAUCAUUCCUUCAAGUCCAGCUGCGAUGGUUUCUUCUGGGGUUCCUGUUUCAAUUUCUCAUGCCCCACCUCGCACAACUCUUUCUAGACCACCACCACCUCGUCCUGAUCCACCUGUAUUGCCACCUCUGCCUUCAGCUGUCACUUCUUUCUCUUCUUCAUCCUCUACUUCUCUGUAUACACCACCUUCAAGCGCAACAGGUUACAGCUCCUUUAUUUUGAAUGCUAAUGUCCCAUUUUUUGACUGAAUUCACUGCAUCUACUCCUUUUUCUUCGUUUUUCUUGAAGAAUGCCCAUGCUCAAUUGAGUAGGAUUGGCCAUUUGAUAUAGUAGAAUUGAUCCAUUUGUUUCACGCUUAUAUAUAAUUCCUUGUGGUUGGGAAGUUAUUGAAGAGAUAAAAAGAGAACUUGGAGGCGCCUGACAAUGGUCAUGACUCUAAUCUUCGCCAGUUAUGAUGAGAUUCCUUUUGUUUUUUGUACGUUGUUUCUUUGGAGGGGGUGCGGCUGGAAGAAUUUUUCAAUUCUCAUUCAUUUUCCAGCUGAUCUCUUUUUUAUUCGAAAAUGUCGAAGAUAUAUGUUGCAAGUUUUACAUCAAAUAAGAAACUUACAUGUUGAGUCCGGUUUAUAAUAUGAUCGAUGUUGUCACAUUAGUACUAAACCAAAAAUAGUUGACUUUCCCUUUUAUCUGUAACAUUUUAUGACUUUGUACUUGUAGAAGUACCUAUGCAGUUAAAGUUACAGUGUUUCUAGCUUGACGUUUCA
Messenger RNA from Carya illinoinensis, 1455 nucleotides. Its product is annotated as LOB domain-containing protein 15-like. The transcript is spliced from 3 exons. The record is from RefSeq and is a predicted model, not a curated record. NCBI's taxonomy places the organism in Eukaryota, Viridiplantae, Streptophyta, Magnoliopsida, Fagales, Juglandaceae. The coding region runs from base 250 to 942 and encodes 230 amino acids.